AUGUUAAAGAACAUGGUGGCCAAUUCCAGUGGUCAAGAAGGAGAAAAAUGCAAAGGAAAUAAAACAACUCUUGUGAUCAGUUGUUUCAAUAUUGGUUUACUCAAGCUCGAAACAGUCGACACGAACCAUUCGGGAACAUUCAAAUGGGAAGAUCAGGAAUCAGACCUUAAAGCAAACGAAAGUGAAGGAAGAAUGAAAGAACGACUUGAGAUUCCAGGAUACGAAUUUGACCCAGAGAAAAAUCGAUAUUUUAAAAAAAUCAAAUCAACUUCAUCAACUCAGUCUCAUUCGAAUCAAAAAAUCGAAAUACCUACUAAACAAUCAGUCUCAAGAACUAAAAAACCAAAACCUCAUAAGAAACGAACCUCGUCGGACCCUUAUCGAUCAACUUUACGUUUAAGAGCUCAUUUUCCAAUCUCAAUUCAAUCGUUAUACGAAUCACAUCCUGGUACUUCAUUAUCUAGAUUCAACUCUCAUCAUCAUCAUCUAACACUUCAACUUCAAGCGUUUCAAAAACCAAUAACUAUCAAUGAUUUUCAAAGAGUUCAAACUCCUAAUCAAUUCAGCUUUCAAAAAAUUGUAUAUACAAAACCAAAUGAAUUACUUUGGAUUUCGGAUCGAUUUGGUAGAACUUCUUUUACUAAAUUGGAUUCACUUUCUCCACAUUGGAAUCAACUUGAAUUCAUACCGAAUGCUCCUAUCACCUCGAUUUCAGUUGAUGGAGAUCGUUAUGUACUUACUGCUAUGAAUGGUCAAGUAGAAUUAGGAAUGAAUGGACAAAGAUCAUCAAUCUUUGAAUUCACAAAUCAAAACCUUUGGUCAAGUGUAUUAAAUCAACAAUCAGGAGUCUAUGGUGAUGAUCAACAUAUUAAUUUUAUUGAUCAUCAUUCUGAAGAAUUCAUUCUAAGAAAUUCUUAUUUUACUGGGUCUUCUGUUUUUGGACUUGAUCAACUUUCGAAUGAUGUUUUUUUAGGAGGAACAAGAUCAGGAAAAGUUUUACAAAUCGAUCAAAGACUUAAACCUAUUAAACAGAAUCGAAAUUCAAAUAAAUCACCAUAUUGUAUUUUAACUAAACCUGGAUCAAUUUAUCAUGUGAAAUCUUUUUCUGAUAAGAAUCAAUUAUUAGUUGUAGGUUCAGGAAAUUAUGUAAAGAUACAUGAUUUAAGGUAUCUUAAAGUGAAUGGAAAAGAAUCAGAUCCAUUAAUCACGAUUUCGAACCAUCAAAAUUCACAUGAUUCACAAUUAUCAAUUCCAAACUUAAUUAAUGAUUCAUAUCUAUCUUUAUUAGGUGAUGAUCAAAUCAUAAGAACAUGGGAUUUUCAUUCAAAUCGAUUUGAUGAUCAUGGACUUUUACCUUUGUUGAAAUUGGUUAAAUUUUAA
Melampsora larici-populina 98AG31 is the source of this 1380-nucleotide messenger RNA. RefSeq lists its product as uncharacterized. Lineage: Eukaryota; Fungi; Basidiomycota; Pucciniomycetes; Pucciniales; Melampsoraceae. The transcript is spliced from 13 exons. Gene Ontology annotation, molecular function: protein binding. The record is from RefSeq and is a predicted model, not a curated record. Gene Ontology annotation, cellular component: Cul4-RING E3 ubiquitin ligase complex. The coding region runs from base 1 to 1380 and encodes 459 amino acids.